GUGCGUCUGACAUGUGAUAACUCUGGCGUUGUGUGAUUCUUCUAGAUUUAACUACAAAAACUGAACCCCCGUCUGUUCCAGGCACCAUGCACGAACGAGUCCUGCCGGCUUCUCCCAACUGGUACUGCUCCCGGUGUAGCGACCUGAGUGAAAGAGGCGUCCUGGGCUUCGGAGCCAGAGAUCUGGUUUAUCUGGUCGACGUUUCUGCAUCAUCUUGCAGGGUCGUGGGUGAGCUGGUGGGUCACAGAGGACGGGUGUCGGGUUUUUCCUUCUGCCAUCAUGAGGGCCAGAGUCACAUGUGUGUCAGUUCCUCUGAUGAUGGCACAGUUAAGUUCUGGGACUCUGAUGAAAAGGUGGUUUUAAAGGAGCAUACGUUUCACCAGAACACCAUCACAGCGGUGCACUGGUCCCCGGUAGAUAAAGGCCUGGUGGUGUCCGGGGACGAGAAGGGCGUCGUGGUCUGUCACUGGUACCACACGGGGGACACGGCCAGCUUCUUCCCAGAGCCCAGGACCAUCUUCUCCCUGUCCUGCUCGCCACACAUCUGGAGCUUGGUGGCUGUGGGGUACAAAGAUGGGAUGAUCGUGCUGAUUGAUGUGAGCAAGAAAGGAGAGGUGGUGCAUCGGCUCCGGGGUCAUGAUGAUGAGAUCCACUCGCUGACCUGGGCUCCCACAGCCGGUGAGGACGGGCUCUACAGCAGACCUGAUGACAGCAAGGCCGAGAAUGGAGUCAGUGAAGGAGAGGAGCGGGAGGAAAAGAAGGGCUGCUAUCUGGCAUCCGGGAGCAAAGACCAGACCAUGAGGAUAUGGACCACAACAACGGGCAAAGGUGUGAUGACCCUGAAGCUUCCUUACCUAAAGAGAAGAGGAGCCGGGGUUGACCCCACCGUCAAAGACAGACUGUGGCUAACCGUCCACUGGCCCAGAGGAAGGUCCAUGCAGCUUGUGUCAAGCUGCUUCAGUGGCGAGCUGUUGUUGUGGGAUUUGACCAAGACGGGGAAGCAGAAGUGGAGUUUGCUGGGUGCUUCGUCAGAAGGCCAGAACCACAGCAGGAUCAUCUUCAACGUGACCUCUGUGAUGCUGGGUGACGGCACAGAGCUGCUGAUCAGCACCUCCAUGGACAGAGAGAUAAAAUGCUGGGACUUAUCUUCACUGGACUGCUGUUGGACCUUACCGACGCUGGGCGGCUUUGUCUACUCUCUGACCUUCUCCCCCAUCGGCACUGGUUGCCUGGCUUUGGGUAUCGGUGACAACAUGAUCCGGGUGUGGAGCACCCUCUCCAUCCAGAAUCAGUACGACACCAGAACCUUCUGGCAGGGAAUCAAGUCCAAGGUCACAGCGCUUUCUUGGCACCCACAAAAAGAAGGAUCCUUGGCUUUUGGAACGGAUGAUGGUAAAGUUGGUAUCUACAACGCCUUCUCUAACAAGCCUCCCCAGGUGUCUGCCUCCUAUCAUAGAAAAACUGUGUACACGUUGGCCUGGGGACCCCCCGUCCCCCCCAUGUCAUUUGGCGAUGCAGGAGACAGGCCAUCCUACACCUUGUACAGCUGUGCAGGUGAAGGCCUCAUCCUGCAGCAUGACCCCUGGCAGCUGAAUGGAGAAGCCUCCAGUAUCGACCAGGUCAUCAGAGACACCAACGACAUCAAGCACAAGCUGUCCCCGCACACAGACCUCAGCUGGAAGCCGGAUGGGAGAGUUGUUGCCAUCGGCAAUGAGGAUGGGUCCAUAGAGGUGUACCAGGCUCCCAGUCUGAAGCUGCUGUGUAGCAUCCAGCAGCACCACAAGAUCAUCAACACGCUACGCUGGCAUCCCGACCACAGCUCCCCGUCUGAUCUCCACGGCCUCCUGGCUUCAGGAUCCAGCAAUGCAAAGGUCUACAUUCACGACCUCCGCUCAGUCAUAGAAAACCCACCAGAUAGUCCCGUGGUGAUGACGGAGCCGUACCGGACGCUCAGCGGUCACACAGCCAAAGUCACCGCCAUGGCCUGGAGCCCGCACCAGCCUGCCAGGCUGGUCACGGUCUGCUAUGACAGCACAGCCCAGGUGUGGGACGUGCUGACAGAGGAAGGGUUAAGCAACUACCGGGGUCACAGGGGUCGUCUGCUGUGUGUGGACUGGUCCCCUGUGGACCCCGACGUGGUCUGGACCGGCGGGGACGACUUCACCGUACAGGAGUGGAGCAUCUCCAAACAGGAGUUCAAAGUGCCACCUAAAGGUAAAAAGUCGAUGGAUCUGAGGGAGAAGCAGAGCACUAAAGCCAAACAGCAGCAAAAGAACAAGAAGAAGAAGAAGACGCCGUCGACUGGAGGGGUGAUGGCGGGAGAGGCCCCGCCCCCUUCAGUCAAUGGAGAAGGAGGAGCUGCAGGAGGACGGGCCGCUGCCUCAGGAUUGGAGCCCUGUGAUGAAGACGAGGAAGAGGAAGAAAAUGGGAGCAGCGGCAGUCCCGUGCUGCCACCAGCUUUCACUGAGAUGAGCAGGAAAUGCACUCCAGCCUUUAAGAGCAAAGAUAAACCAGAGUUGCUGUCUGUGAAGAAGAGGAAGCCUCGCUCUAUGCUUCCUCUCAGCACAUCGAUGGACCACCGGCCCAAAGAGGAGCAGCUGCAGGACUGCGUCACGCUUGCCACCAUCCGACACAGUCCAAAGCCGCCAUCAGGUUGUGUCCCCGGCCAAGGAGACCACAUCCACCUCGGCCUCUUCUCGGACAGACAGGCUCUGUACCGGAUGUUCCAGGAGGAAGAGCAAGGCCAUGUGGAGGCGGGUCACUACGAUUCUGUCAUUUACCUGCGGCUGUGGAGCGGAGACCUGGAGGGGGCGCUGCAGGUUGCCACAGAGAGAGGAGAGCUCAGCGAUCACCUCCUCUCCGUCGCGCCAAUGGCUGGUUAUGAGGUUUGGUGCCGGGCGGUGGAGGCCUACGUCAGACAGCUGUGUCUGCAGGAGCAGUACCUGAAGGCUGCCUCCCACCUGCUGUCAAUCAACCGCGUGUACGAGGCCGUUGACCUGCUGCGCUCACACAAGCUCUAUAGGGAGGCCAUUGCCCUGGUCAAGGCCAGGCUGCCGUCAGAGGAUCCUGUCUUGCAGGAGCUCUACACCUCCUGGGCUGCUCUCCUGGAGAAAGAUGGACAUCUUUCCUCCGCUGCCAAAUGUUAUUUGGCUACAGGUGCCAGUUUUGAUGCGGCAAAAGUCAUUGCCAAGAAGAACGACAUGACCACACUCAGGAUGGCGGCCAGCGUGGCGAAGAUUGGCGGCGAGGACUCUCUGGCUCACGCAAUCUCGCUGAGAUGUGCCAAAGACCUGGUCGCUGCUCAGAACUGGACAGUUGCCCAGCAAGUACUGAGUACACAGGACAGUCUGCUGGUUCACCGGCUUCAUUUCUGCGUGUCGGAGCUGCUGACGUCGGCGCUGGUGCCGGCGGGCACGUUGACGCAGUCCUGUGCUUCCACUCACGCCUGGUCCUCCUCAUAUGAGCGUCAGGGGAGCAUCCAGGAGCGGAUCCGAGCUGUGUGGGAGGAGGAGUUUGGUGUUUCUGAGACAACACCGGACACUGUCGGGACACUCUUGCAGGAUCUGAAGGCUGUGGAGAAUCCUCAGCCUGCUCCCACCAUGUCAGCCAAACAGGUCCUGAUGUGUUCAUCUCUCCAGCUGACGGAGGCUGUGUUAUGUUGGUUGGUGUUGGAUGAUGGAGGGAUGAUGAAGGCAUUCUGGCAGACAGUAAACUGGCCGACAGAAGCCGGUUUUCUUUCUCUCUCUGCAGGAAUAUGCAAACUGCUUUUCCCCGACGGUGACGUCGGUGUUUGUUUGCAGAAGUUUCAGAAGAGAUUUAAUCCCACCGAGGAACAGGCCAGUGCUGCUGCAGACAGCCUGCAAGCAUUCCUGCAGUACCACCUCCUGUAUGAGAGAUGGUGGAGCCACAGUCUCUGUCAAUCAGACAGCAACCAGCCAUCAACCCAGAAUGGACACAGCAGCUCUUUCUCCUCAGCGACUGAUGCCCAGAAUAGUGACGAGAUGGAGAAGGUGACAGAGGGACAUUUGCCCAAGUCAGCAGUAAAUGACAGUGCUAUGAUGGCAUCCAGCAUUGAGAGCACCAAUACUGACAUCAAAAACGCCCUUGACGUCUCCAUCCUUCUAUCCGAGCCCCAUGCCGCCUAUCAGGCCAUGCAAAAGUCGAUGGCAGAGAUCCACAAGAAGAUCUCCAACAUGGUGGUGCAGCACCAAGGACCGCCAGCUGAACCCAGAGAGCACCGGGCAACCCCCAGUGACCCUGCACCUACAGACGACCGAGACUCCAACGAUACCGAGAAAAGACCCGAAGACCAAGAAACUCUGCUGACGCUGUCUGUCAAGAUGUCCCAGUACCAGAGGAGCCUUUCUGACCUGCCGCAGACACUCCAGAUGUACCCCCGCCCGGAUGUGAUGGAGUGCUGUUUAGUUCUGCUGUACCUGAGCAGGUGUUCUGCUGCGGUCUCAGAAUCCCUACAGGAAGAAGCCAAAAAGCUGCUCCGCAAAUACGGAACGAGUCGCCCGCUGCAGAAAGCGUCCAUGCCAUUCCUCACAGAACAGAUUCCCUGACGCGUUUUGUUUGAGAAACGCAGACUGACGUCCGUUCAAAACCUUCUUUCGUAGAUACUUGUCUCUGUGUACAGCUGACAACUUUUUCUUUUCUUUUUUUUUAUGAGGAGGGUUGAAAAUCCCUCGGCCUGGAUGUCAUAUUUCCACUGUACAACCAUAUGUUGAGUCAAAUCUUUAAUAAAUAGUGUGCUGUCAAACUGACUUCAGGGUUUUUAAGUUGGGCUGGGUGAUAGACAGAAUCAAAUAUUACAGUAUUUUUUACUGUAUAUCUCAGUAAUGUAAUAUUUUGGG
Lampris incognitus (smalleye Pacific opah) is the source of this 4856-nucleotide messenger RNA. RefSeq names its product gem (nuclear organelle) associated protein 5 (gene gemin5). NCBI's taxonomy places the organism in Eukaryota, Metazoa, Chordata, Actinopteri, Lampriformes, Lampridae. The record is from RefSeq and is a predicted model, not a curated record. The transcript has 28 exons. Gene Ontology annotation, molecular function: protein binding. The coding region runs from base 87 to 4565 and encodes 1492 amino acids.